Myotis davidii is the source of this 1794-nucleotide messenger RNA. It is a transcript of the gene ASPG, whose product is annotated as asparaginase. Lineage: Eukaryota; Metazoa; Chordata; Mammalia; Chiroptera; Vespertilionidae. Gene Ontology annotation, molecular function: asparaginase activity. The record is from RefSeq and is a predicted model, not a curated record. Bases 153 to 821 code for a protein of 222 amino acids. The transcript is spliced from 3 exons.
CUGGCCGGGCUGCUGACGUGGGCUCUGCCCCCGGGAGGUCGGGAGGGAGGUGGCCCGGCCUCGGCAAAGCUGUCUGGAUCGUCACUGUCGAGGGCACUUCUGCACCUGCAGUGCUGGUCCCGGGGAGCGGCCUGGCCGCCGUCCUGAGGACAAUGCCCAUGUUCCACGAUGAGGAGCACGCCCGGGCCCGUGGCCUCCACCAGGACACCCUGGUGCUGCCGCCCGACAGUCCCGACCAGAGGAUCCUCUACACGGUGCUCGAGUGCCAGCCCCUCUUCGACUCCAGUGACAUGACCAUCACUGAGUGGGUUCAGAUUGCCCAGACCAUUGAGGUAGCGGGGAGUGUGGGCGGGGCUGUGCAUGCUGAGCAGGGCUGUGGGAGUGGGCGGGGCUGCAGGCAGGCAGGGCUAUUGGGCAGCGCGCUCUGGGUAUGUGGUGGGUCUGCGGCUUCAGGAAAGUGCCCGGCUCUCGGGUCACCUCCCAGCUGCAGAGCCUCUGAGGCCCUUGCCCCCACAUCCCGCCCUCCCCUCCCCCGUGCAUGGAGGGUAGCUCUUUGCGGUGACAGACAGCGGUUCUGGUUCAUGCGCUUGGUUUGUCCCAGUAGGAACCUGGGUCCGGGUGUGUGGAACCUGCCCACAGACGGACAAGCCCACACCUGGCCCUUUCCCCGCUGCCGGCCCCUCGCCCGCCCACGAGGCAGGGCCAGGAAAGGGUGCAGGGCCCCGAGGGGUGUCUUGGCUCACAGCACGCCUUUCCGGAGGCCCAGGCGCCUUCCACCAGCUGUCCUCUCUGUCCCCCGCCCCCCACCCCAUCCUGCAUGAUCCUGGUCCUGGCUCCCGGGGUGGGGGCCCCCCCAUCCUCCAGGCCACUUCUCACCGGCCCCCAGGGGGUCAUCACACAGGCUCCCCUUCCCUGGCAGCCCAGGGCCUGGCCCACAGUCACGGCUUGUCUCCUGCCUCCCCCUUCACUGUGAGCGUCUGGGACAGGGCGUGUGGCUGGGCCUGGCCCCUAUGUCCCUGAAUGGGGCCACCGGCUACCAGUGGGCAUGUUGGGGCCCUUGUCCUGGGCACUCUCCCUCCCGAGGGGCCUGCGCGCUGCUGAGCACAUGCCCGCUGUCCUGGCUGCAGGGUCCAGCCAGGGCCUUUGGAGCCGGUCACCUGCUGUGACCGAGUCCUGUGUGGCCAGCAGAUGGCGCCCCAGCCCGCGCUGUGGCUCAGCUCUGCCCUCCGCCAGCUGCUGGCCUUUCCACCACAGUCCCCUUGUCCCGAAACUGGGCCCCUCGCAACCACUCCGAGGCUCAGUCUUGGCGGCCCUCUAGGAGGUGGUGGCCGGAGGCUGUCCCCGCAGCCAUCCUCACUCCUGCCGAGCUGGCCAGGAGGGCUGUGCCUGGAAGGACCCUUCCCCACUGCCCGCCGGCACCUGCCCGCCGGCCCGCCUUCCCGGCCGCUCCCAGUGCUGCCUGUGCCUCCGCCCAUCGCUGUGCCCAUGCCUGGCCCACCCGCUGGACAGCCAGGCCCAGGGCUUGCUCCCCCCACCCUCCUGCUGCCCUGGGGCCGAUGUCACUCAGCAUGGGCUCUCUGAGCUGGGUUCUGGCUGGGCCCCCACUGACCGGUGUUCUCAGGAGUCCUGCCUGGGCCUCCCCUCGGGGGACACUACCGGGAGCCGAGAGGGGGCCCUGCUUGUCCCCGGGGGAAGUCCACUGACCCCGACACCGUGGGCUCACAGCAGGAGCCAGGGAAGGAGCCGUCCCGGGGCAGGGGAAGUGGGGCCAGGACUCCAGCCUGCCCAGCUGGG